AUGCCUGCCAUCAACGUUACCCUCAAGUCUGGUGCCGACAAGGACCAGCUCGACAAGGCAAAGUCUCAGGUGCAAGAACAAGGCGGAAAGAUCACCAACGAGUUCACCUUGAUCAAGGGUUUCACCGCCGAGUUCCCCGAAGACAAAGUCCACACUCUCUCCACCAACGAUCACGUCACCGUUGAAGCCGACAGCGAGGUCAAGACACAAUAG
Molecule: messenger RNA, 213 nt
Organism: Periconia digitata
Lineage: Eukaryota; Fungi; Ascomycota; Dothideomycetes; Pleosporales; Periconiaceae
Source: the annotation of a GenBank genome assembly